AUGUCGACCUUGGAGGAUCUCGACAACCUCGAGCGCGAGUCCAGAGAGAACAAGAAGCAACAGCAGGGCGGCGGCAAGAAGCCCAACGGCGACGACGACGAUGCUGAAAUGAACGAUGCCGACCAGAAGGAGGAGGAAGAGGAGGAGCUUCUAGAUGACGAGAUUCUGAAUUCGAGUACAGCUGACAUCGUCAAGCGGCGGCGGAUGCUGGAGAACGAGAUGCGCAUCAUGAAAAGCGAGUUCCAGCGGUUGACACACGAGCAAAGCACAAUGAGGGAGAAGGUCAAGGAUAAUCAAGAAAAGAUUGAGAACAACAGACAACUACCAUACCUCGUUGGCAACGUCGUCGAACUACUUGAUCUUGAUGUCGAGGCCGAAGCGGCGGAGGAAGGGGCCAAUAUCGACCUUGAUGCCACGCGUGUAGGGAAGUCCGCCGUCAUCAAGACCUCUACCCGCCAAACCAUUUUUCUCCCCCUUAUCGGCCUGGUCGAUCACGAGAAGCUGAAGCCCGGUGACUUGAUCGGUGUCAAUAAGGACUCAUAUCUCAUCCUGGACACGCUCCCUGCCGAGUACGACAACCGUGUCAAGGCGAUGGAGGUCGACGAGAAGCCCACAGAGAAGUACUCAGACAUUGGUGGGCUCGACAAGCAGAUCGAGGAGAUCGUGGAAGCCAUUGUAUGGCCCAUGAAGGAAGCCGACCGAUUUAAGAACAUUGGCAUCAAGGCCCCGAAGGGCGCAUUGAUGUACGGACCCCGGGAACCGCUCGCCGGUCCGCAGCUCGUACAGAUGUUCAUCGGCGACGGAGCCAAGCUUGUCCGCGACUGCUUCGCUCUGGCCAAAGAGAAGGCCCCUUCAAUUAUUUUCAUCGACGAACUAGACGCCGUGGGUACCAAGCGUUUCGACUCCGAGAAGUCCGGUGACCGAGAGGUGCAGCGUACCAUGCUGGAGCUCCUGAACCAGCUGGAUGGUUUUGCCUCGGACGACCGCAUCAAGGUGCUCGCCGCAACCAACCGUGUCGAUGUCUUGGAUCCCGCGCUGCUUCGUUCCGGUCGUCUGGACCGCAAGAUCGAGUUCCCAUUGCCGAACGAGGAGGCUCGCGCCAACAUCCUGCAGAUCCACUCGCGGAAGAUGACGGUCGAAGACAGCGUCAACUGGGCUGAGUUGGCGCGCAGCACGGACGAGUUCGGAGGUGCGCAGCUGAAGGCGGUUUGUGUGGAGGCUGGAAUGAUUGCUCUGCGGAAGGGUAUGAGCAAGAUUGGCCACGAGAACUACGUGGAUGCCAUCGCGGAGGUCCAAGCCAAGAAGAAGGAUACCAACAUGGGUAUCUACGUCUAA
Messenger RNA from Penicillium chermesinum, 1335 nucleotides. Its product is annotated as proteasome regulatory particle base subunit RPT5. NCBI's taxonomy places the organism in Eukaryota, Fungi, Ascomycota, Eurotiomycetes, Eurotiales, Aspergillaceae. Gene Ontology annotation, biological process: proteasome-mediated ubiquitin-dependent protein catabolic process. Gene Ontology annotation, cellular component: proteasome regulatory particle, base subcomplex. The transcript is spliced from 4 exons. Bases 1 to 1335 code for a protein of 444 amino acids. The record is from RefSeq and is a predicted model, not a curated record. Gene Ontology annotation, molecular function: proteasome-activating activity; ATP hydrolysis activity; ATP binding.